GGGCGGCGGAGGCGCUGUCGGCGCGGCUGCAGAUGUCGGACCCGCGGGCGGCUGAGGGGCCGGGCUGCUGGAACCCCGAAGUCCGCCGACAGAAGGCGGGCGGCGUCGGGGACGGCCCGGGAGUGGAAGGGAGCCAGGCGGCCGCUUCAGAGAAUGAAGAUCUAGAAAACACCGAGGUCACCUCUCCAGUGGCUUCUGCCUGUGAUCCAGAGUCCCAUUCCUCACCCUACAGGCCGCAGAUGGUGUCUCCAGUGAGUGAGGAUGCCACAGAAGACCUGCAGAAAACCCCCGGUGCCCUGGUGGCUCAGGCCUUGGUGGAACAGGAAUUGCUACAUGCAGAGAUGGCCAAGCACCAAGUUCCACAGUGGCCUGGGGACAUCAUUAUGAUCCAGUCUGAGCACACAGGAGCUGUAGAUAUUCUUUCAGCUGAUUUGGAAUCUGCAGACCUUCUGGGGGACCACAGGAAAGUGUCCCCACCUCUGAUGGCUCCUCCAUGCAUCUGGACCUUUGCCAAGAUGAAGGAAUUCAAAAGCAAGCUGGGCAAAGAGAAGAACAGCCGUCUGGUGGUGAAGCGGGGUGAGGUAGUGACCAUCCGGGUACCUACCCAUCCAGAGGGGAAGCGUGUCUGCUGGGAGUUUGCAACCGACGACUAUGACAUUGGCUUUGGAGUUUAUUUUGACUGGACCCCUGUAACCAGCACUGACAUAACUGUGCAGGUCAGUGAUUCCAGUGAGGAUGAGGAUGAAGACGAGGAAGAGGAGGAGGAGAUUGAAGACCCUGUCCCAGUUGGAGAUGUGGAGAGAGGCUCCAGGAGCUCACUGCGGGGUCGCUAUGGGGAGGUCAUGCCUGUGUACCGGCGAGACAGCCACCGAGAUGUGCAGGCUGGCAGCCACGACUACCCCGGGGAGGGCAUCUACCUGCUCAAGUUUGACAACUCCUACUCCCUGCUACGCAACAAGACUCUCUACUUCCACAUCUACUACACUAGCUGAAGGCCCAUGGGGACGGGGCAGGCGGGUGCUCACUGGCUAGAGCAGGCUGCCAGCUGGUGCUUCUUGUUUCCGGUAGGCAAGAGCUCGAAGUUGGGCGUGAGGCACCUGGCCCUCACGCCCUGCCUGGCGUGCCUGACUGGUGACCCUGUGUAGCUUUUCCGCCUUCUUGGCUUCUGCAGAUGGUGGUAUAGUGCCCCUGUUCUGUGGUUCCUGACUCACACUCUUCUUGCUUCAGACUCCAGCAAAAUCACUCUGCGAAGGUGCCUAUCAGGCAACAGCCUAAAAGGAAGUUGAGUGUUGUCUUUUAAAAAGAGGUUUGUCUUGGUACAAGGUAUAUUUUUGCAAUUGCUGCUCUCUCCUUGCCCAGGGCCUUUAUUGCAGAUGUGUUUGGUGAUACCCACUCUCUUUUUGAAGUGCUAGAAGAGGGAAAAGCACUUGUUUAUGAAGGAACCUAAUCUCUUGGAUGGAGAAAGCUCUGUCCAGCCUCUCACCACUGCCAUAUUCCCACCUGCUGGUUCUUUGUGGUCUCUAGCACAGGCUGGGAGCCUUCACUGCCUCUGAGGGGUGUUAUUAGUCCUGAUGGUUCACCUCUGCCUUUUUGCCUCCUCUUUCCCCAUUCUUAAGCCUAUGUUGUUGCCGUUACAGCAAGAACUCCCAUACAAUCUAAAGUGAUGAUCAGUGUAACUAGGAUCUAAGGGGAGUUAAAACUGCCUCUUCCUGUUUCAAGAGGUAGUGUCCCUUACCAAGGGCGCUGGUGGUUGAAGGAGAAACGGUGGCAGUUAAGUACUGGACUGAUCUCAGAACUCACAUCUUGAAAGUCAUGUGUUACUAAAUUAUUAUUUUUUGCAUAUUAAAAGAAGAAGGGGUAUAAUCUAAGAGAGAAGGUUAAAAAAAAAACAAAAAACCCAGAUUUCCUACCACUUUUUUUUUCUUUAGAGUUUGAGUGUUAUUUAGAAAUUUUGCUUUGGAACCAAUCAGACUUCCAAAGUUUCUGGAUUUAGGUUUCUUGUGUUGAGGGCUUAAAGCUUUUGGUGUUCAGAGUCUCUGAGGAAAGGUGAUAAUGAGCUUCACUGUUGCCGCUGAUUGGAUUUAUUCUUUACCGGGCCAGAGCUUGCAUUUCCUUGGUGACCGCCUUUCCUCUCUAUAACUCUGAGGCCCAGGAGUGCCGAAGGGUGCUGCAGCCGGUGGUCACCAGAGGGGCAGGGUGGCAAGGCUUCAGGCAGAGAAGGAGGCAGAGAAGGGUCCAUUGAGGUUGUCGGUACCUCCUUGUUUCUAAUUCCUUGUGUCAAGUCUGUUACUGCCUUAGAAUUUUGAAGAAUGAUUAGAUUUAUUUAUUACUUUAUUUAUUUUUUUUUUUUAGUACAUUUCAAUUUGCCUUUGACCAUCUGUUUCUCAGAAGGCUUCCAUCUGCUCUGAGCCAUUGAGGCCACCUCUUCUGUAGAGUUAAAGAUAGAAUCAUUUAGGAGAUUUUAGGAGAAGUUGAGAAGUGGACAUGUUCUCUUCCUGCAGGCCAGUCCUGUGAUGCUUUAGAAGGAAUCUGCCCCUUCUGGAGUGGAUGACACUGACAUACCCUGGCGUUUCCUGUGAGGAGCUCUAGGUUGUGAGGGAGUCAUAUGCCCAGGAUUGAGUACAGAGGACUCGACUCUCCACUGAAGGAUAUCCUGUGAUUCCAGGUUGUCAAAGUCCUUUGCCUGCUCUGAGGCGUCACUUUCUUCACAGUAUUUCCUCUGGCUCAUUCCAGGCCUCCCCUGUGUACAGGAACAGGAACUAGAAGGACCGGGCUUCUCACGAUAGGUCUGUUGUAGCAUCUGUGUCACACGUAAAGGGUGAUACAGACUGCACCUUCUGGUUUCCUGGGAGCAAAGCCCAAAGUAGAGUAAGAUGUGGACUGCCAUAGCAUUGAUGUUCUCAGAGCGGCAUCAUACCUCCAUUAUUUUAUAUUUUGUAGAGAUUACACUGGCCAAAAUUUAUAUACCUUGUAAGAAAUUAGAAAUUAUUUUAGUGACUGUCUAAUUGGGCGGUGAAAGGCAAACUUGCUGUGCGUCAUCUCAUCAAAUAGCUGAGUGACCACUCAUAUCACUGAAGUCGAAUCAUACCUUUGCUAAUACAAUCUUUAUAAAAUAAUUUUAUACCAAGCUGUUCUCCAGUCAGCUAAAGCUUUGCUUAUUUUUCCUGUUUAUUAUUAACUUCUGACUUUCUCUUGAAAUGGAGCUGCCAGGCCAUAGCAAGCUCCCUGGGUAAUACUUAUUGUUUAUUUUUGCUGUGAGAGUCUCUGUACUUAUUUUCUUUGGAAUUCUUGUUCUCUUGCAUCAGGGAAGCCCGAGGGAAUUGUUCCCAUUGCUUGUGUGUGCCUCUUAUUGUCUGGUCACUUUGAAGUCCUGGACAUUGUUACAUUUCAGUCAGGGUUUCUUUGUUCCAUUUGCACAAAAUUGCUGAGAAGAUAUUUUCACUGUCUAAUUAAUUCACCAUCUCAUAUUAAAUUUCCGAAAUUAUUGAACUUUAAAGACAAAAUAUUAUUUACUGAGGCACAGGUAAUUACUGAGAAUUUCAUAACCCAGCAAAUCCUAAGAGGUAGUUAUUUCCUUAGUCUCCCCACAUCCAAGUUUAUAGAACCAAAUGAUGAAAUGAAAAUCAUUUGUUUUCACCCUCACCCUGUUCUCUGGAGCACAAAUAAACAUUAACAAACAAUCAAAAGAAAGUGUUUCAUCUUAGGAGGGAGACUGGGAUUCUUUACACAGAGUGGCUGAGUUCUUAAAUUUCUUCAGUUUGUUUAUUUUUGCUACUUUGUUGAGAGAUGGGGCUUUUAGAAAGGAAGACAUGUUUAAAGGGUUAAUUUUUUUCCAAUAUUUUACCAUGAAAAAUUUCCAGCAAACAGAAAACUUAAAUAUAUAGUAAACACAUUUAACUAUACCACCACAUAGAGUUUAAAGUUACAAGAUACUAAUUUUUAAACAAAGAUGAUUCUACCAUUCUGUUCCUUUUGACAAGUGUCCACUUAGAGUAUGUUCCCUGCACAGGCAUCAGUUUAGAGACCUCCUGGAUUUUUGCAGACUUGUUUCAUUCAACAUGGGUUACCUGGAAGGUGGUCCUCGUAAGUAUUUCUUGGCUUCCAUCUUUCAAACUCCUGCUGUAUUUCCCCUCUCCCUCAGGCCAUAAUUUCUGCUGUUUUCUUCUGUAAUGGGACUGUUGGAGUGAGGGUAACUAUAAAGUCCUCUGAAAGGACUUUAAUCUCUUUGCUUUAUGAGACAUCCUCAGGACUCUGGAUUAAAACUCAAUCCUCACAUAAUAUGCAGCUUUAUAAUGGAAAUAGGUAGCAAUUCGAAAUGAGGCCAUUUUUAGUUAUUUUCUUAAUUGAGUCAUGCACUUUAAAAAUGUUUGAAUCUAUAGGAAAGAAAAUCUUGUACUUUUAUAAAGUAUAUAUUGUCCCUUAUAUAUGUAGAAGAGUUAAAUAUGAAUGCUCACUGUCUUAUAUUUAUCAGUGGGAUUAGAUAUUAUUGUAAAAUUUAUUAUUUAUAGGAAGUAUCUGAGUUUACAUGUUUUUGAUGAGUCCUACCCAGUCCAUUGUUGAAUUAGAUGAAACCCAAACGCCAAAGUCUGUAUUUUUGUAUUUAAAGACCACUUUUCUGCAAAAGAAUGCCUUUUAACUCAAAAGUUUGUGGUUCUAAGGUAGAGAGUUGAGUAACCCUAAUAUGUACUGUUGUUUUAGAGGAAGGGGCAUGAAUGUUACUGUUCUGUGCAGCUUGAGAACUGCCUUUUUAAAUUAAUAGUAAGGAAUGAAAACAGUAAAUUGAGGUGAAGGUAGAAAAACUAUCCUGGAGUUUUGCUCAUAUCCCAAUUUUGUUUAGUUCUUUAGUUUCCGCUUCAUUAGUUGGAAUUGUUCUGGCUCUCCUUCUGCUUGUUGGAGAAAUCCCAAACCCACUUUGCCACCUUUUCCAACACAAUCGACUUUAGAAGUGUUUUUAAGUAGGUCUCCUCUGCUAAGCGUAAUCCUGACCUGAAGAUUGAUUUCAUCUCUAUAGUCUCUGGGAUUUAGGAGCCCAGCACCAUGAAAAAAAGAUGGUGGGUUUGGAAGAGGCUAGGCAGAGUUCCGGUUGUGUCACUGCAGCCUCAAUUUGGUUUUGACUAUGGUCAAGAAAGGGAUGAAAAAGGUUAAUUUUGAUCAACAUCAUAGAAGAGUCUCAAGCCACAAAGGUGUGUUUGUGAACAAGCUGUGACCCUGUAGGCUGACCGUCCUGCGAGGUAUUGGAAUCACCACCAUCUUUAAUCCUGGUGGGAUGGCCAUAUACGCAGCAGUAAAGAGAACAAAGCACACACACAGUUUGUUCUCCUUGUUAGAGCUUCCAGUUAGACUUUCUCUUGAAUGUAAGGUCCACAUCCAACUUUUUAGCUAGUUUCUAUCUGGCCAAAAGUGUAGAACUCAUGAAUCUGCUAGAAAAGGGAAGAGCAUCAUCCCUAUUGCAUCUCAGUGGCUGAAAAAGAGUUGGAAAGUGAGUUUCUGUCUGAAGGAAGGUAAUUUCAUUUUUGUUGUCGUGAGUGGUAGCUUGUUAAGGGAUUCAUGUUCUUUAGCGAGCAAGUCAUUAUAUUCAUUGUGUUUGUGCUCAGGGAGCCAUGAUGCAUAAUUCUUUAGGGAGUAAGUAGGGACUGGGUGUCUAAAACCAAUCACGAGCCUGGUGCUUUCCAGCAAUCUAGGAUGUGGUGAGUAUCCUCAUGGCCAAAGUUCCAGUCUUCACGCAUGUGGGAUCCUUAUCCCUAGGCUCUCAUUUCCAUGUAGCUGAGAGACAAAGAGAGGCACUAGCUCCCCGUGUUCCUCUCUGAUGUCUUGAUCAUUUCUGGUAUUGUUCAGCACUGGCAGCAUGGUUCCUGGUGGCCUGUUUUCUGGGCAUGGGGGAAGGCCCUCAGGGAAGAACUGCUUUGGUUCUGUCGGUACCUGAAUAUGGUCAGCAUUACUCUUUUGCCCUGUCUAACCAGUCCAGCACCUAUGGACACUCCUUUGACAUCUACCCACUUAUUCAGGUAAUGAGGUUAGGGUAGGAUUUGGGACUCAAAGAGUGAGAGAAACUUUGCUAAGUAUUGUAAAGCCAGAUUUCAGAAGUCAGUGCUUUCUCUAGAAUGUUGCAUUGUCCCUGCCUGAACCAAAAAGGCCAGACAAAGCUCCUCCUGUUUGAAUCUCUUGUUACCAAGCUAAGAAAACCUAAUUACUUGCCUAAGCCUUGAUAGCAGGGUUUAUUUACAAAUAGUCAUUCCCUCAAACGUUAAGUCCAAAGGCAAGACUCUGGCUUUGCAAUUAUUUGUAGUCCUGGUGCUUGUUUGAACUCAUGAUUUCUAUUAUAUAUAUUUUAAUUUCUUUUAGGCCCCAGGCAUGUGGACCAGAGUUAAUUUCAUGUCUCUUCUUCACUCUAAGAGAUGAGGAAAGGGUACUCCAGAAAUCUAGAGAUACAUUUUAAUUAAAUUCUAUAGUUUUCGGUCACUUUAAGCAGGUAGUUUUGGCUUAUCUAGGGAUAAAAUAAUAUAUGUGAAAUGAUUUCCAGGGAACAAGUAUAUUUCCUUAAAGUUCUGUUAUAAGGCCAUGAACAAUUCUAAAGUUUUGGUUUAAAAUAUUAUAGUACAUAGGAUUGCAGAAGAGCUCUUUACCGGCAGUCAGUUUAGGGAGCUCUCUUCCUGCACUCUCAUCCUCACUGAGGUUUGAAAUGCCUUAUCUGUGAUGUCCCAUUGGAUUGGUUGUUAUUGUUGACUUUUAGGUUCAGGCAAGAAUCAUCUGGAAAACAUUAUCUUAAUUCUUUCUCUCAUGUCCUAAACAGUACAUUAAACUAAGAAAUUCCGUAUUAAAAACUCCACUAAUAUCCCUUUCUGAGAUAAUUGUCCCAUAAAUUCCUUUUGUUUGUUUAAUCAGGUUGGAUUAUUUCCAUUUAGCCAUGUUCAAGAGCAAGUAAAGUCUAGAGAAAUCAACCCUGUAACCAUGACUCUGGUGUACUCAUUUUCCCUUAAUAAUGGGAAGUGUUUUGAAAUUCCCAGAAGAAAGCUGCUUUGUAAUCAAAGUGAUGGGUUAUAAGAAAACCAGACUUAGGGUAAGAGUCAUUGGAAUAGAGGGAGGUGCUUGAAGAUUUCCUAAACUACUUUAUGCCAUUUAGCUUAUUUCUGAAAGGCCUGCUUUGGUGCUAUGGACUGAGAUCUAUCAAUCGAUUGAAAGAUGGUCAAGCUUUCUUGGUAAAUAGUUAAGCAAUUCGCAACCAACCACAAAGGCAUUCUUUCCUUAUUCUAUAUCAUGCACCGAAACUGACAUUACAAAAAGGGAUCUGGAAGGGAAACAGUGUCACAGUCUUUUCUUUAAAAUACAAAAGUAUCCCAACCAGUCAUUGAUGGCAGUCAACUUUUUUACAUGUCCCCUCUCAUGAGAAAUACUGUCAACAUCUCCUAUGAUUUGUAAGUUAAGAGCUCUGUACCAAAUUGUUAUUUAAUCAUGUCCUGCUGAGUGGUUUUUCUUUUAAAAUACUAUAUUUUACCACCCUUUGGUAUUGAACGUGUUGCUGUGAUACACAGAUGAUCCCGAGCUAUGGUUCUUUAAAUAGCUCAGAUCUUGUGUUUUUAUAUUAUGUAAUAGUUUUGUGAUGCUUUUGUGCAUUCUUUGUUUUUUCUUCCGAGUUUGAAUAUGUCAUAAAUAAACUUUUUCACUAUGCACCUGAAA
Messenger RNA from Pteropus alecto (black flying fox), 7674 nucleotides. RefSeq names its product transmembrane p24 trafficking protein family member 8 (gene TMED8). NCBI's taxonomy places the organism in Eukaryota, Metazoa, Chordata, Mammalia, Chiroptera, Pteropodidae. The transcript has 6 exons. The record is from RefSeq and is a predicted model, not a curated record. Bases 33 to 992 code for a protein of 319 amino acids.